AUGCCGACGAGCUGUCAGGCGAAGCCGGCCGGCCGGCGGCGGCAGCGGCGGUGGCAGCGUGCGCGCGGCGUCCGGCUGGGCCUGCUGCUCCGGCUCCGGGUGAGGCUGUCCGGGCUCCUCGGCCUGCUCGUCAGGAGCGUCGAGGAGCUCAGGUGCUGCCCCGGCGCCGGCGCCGGCGCCGGCAGGAUCAGCAGCUACUCGACGACGGCGGCGGCGGCGGCGAGGGUGCGUAGCAGCGCGGCGUCGGCGGCUGCGCUGGGUGGCGGUCAUCGUGGUGGGAUGCGCGGCCGCCGCGCCGCGCCGGCCGGGAGGGACCAGAGCUCCUUCUACGCGGAGGCCAUCGCCGACUGCCUCGAGUUCAUCAAGAGUAGGGCAUCCUACAUGCCUGUCAAAAAUAAUUAA
Messenger RNA from Oryza brachyantha (malo sina), 402 nucleotides. RefSeq lists its product as uncharacterized. The transcript has a single exon. The record is from RefSeq and is a predicted model, not a curated record. NCBI's taxonomy places the organism in Eukaryota, Viridiplantae, Streptophyta, Magnoliopsida, Poales, Poaceae. Bases 1 to 402 code for a protein of 133 amino acids.